This is a messenger RNA of Lycium ferocissimum, 2093 nucleotides long. RefSeq lists its product as uncharacterized. Gene Ontology annotation, cellular component: mitochondrial large ribosomal subunit. The coding region runs from base 1278 to 1664 and encodes 128 amino acids. NCBI's taxonomy places the organism in Eukaryota, Viridiplantae, Streptophyta, Magnoliopsida, Solanales, Solanaceae. The record is from RefSeq and is a predicted model, not a curated record. The transcript has 3 exons.
UCUGCAUUUAGUAUUUCUGAUUUAUGCUAGAUUUUAGAUUUGUCUUUUUUUUUUUUUGUUUGGCAAUGAAAGUUGUAUCUUUUGGUUAUUUUGUCAUCCACGUUGAAAGAUUUAGGGUGUGUUAAAAAAUAUGUUCCAAUUUUCUCAUAUUUGGUUGAUCGGAAUUUUUGGAAAACAAACUCCUUAAAAAUGAUUUCUUUAAGAGUUAAUGGUCAAAAACAUACCUGAAUUAUCACUUUUUUCGCGAGUUUCACACCCCAACUAUAAAUUCUUCCCUUUUCCUACCCGAACUAUCACCAUCUAUGUAUGAAAACACACCUCGAAGCUGAGUAGGCCAACUAUCAACUGUUCUCUUUUCCUACCUGAACUAUCACCAUAUACUCAACUAGGUGUAUUUUAAUACAUAGAUGAUGAUAGUUCAGCCAGGAAAAAAGAAUAGACGGUGAUAGUUCAUGUAGGAAAAAGGAUGUGAUAGUUCAGGUGUGUUUUUGACCAUUAUCUCUUUUAUGAAAGUAAGAAAAACAAAUUUCAUUAGUGACAUUCCAUACAAAUUGCCUCCUCCCUACCCUCCAACACACCCCACUCCUACUCCUACCCCACAUAGCUCCCAUCCUCAACACUCACAUAUCCCCACCCCACCCCACCCUAAUAGUGUUUGCCUAGAUUAGAGUCCUAGAUUAUAUUCAAACACUUUUUGGACAAUGUUUUUUGUUUACUGGCCGAUCUCAGAAAAUAAGUAAGAAACCACUUAUUUUCCGGAAAACUUUUUUCGUACAAAACAUUUUCUUUCAUAACAAACACAACCUUAACUAAUCUCAACUUCUACUAGAAACUUAUUUUUAUAUCACAUUCUCUUUGUUGCUCACUGUAUUAUAUCCAGCUUUAACUAUAUUGUUCAUUCUUUUUGAAAGAUACAUAGUUAUUUGAAGUUAGGCAAGUAUAUAUCUGCAUUCAGUAUUUUUUCAGUUAUGCUUGAUUUUAGGUUGGCUUAAAAGUUGCAUCUUUUGAUUAUUUUAUUGUUGGUAAUUUUUAUUUGCAUCGGGUUGUUCAUAUCAAUUCAGUUCAACUUAUUAUAGUUAAAUGAUUUAAUGAGAUGAAAAUAUGCAUUAAUCAUCAUGGUUAAGUGAUAAAGUUCUAUGUACAAGUACAUAUCAUCUGUUUAUUGGUUUGGUAGAGUAAGCUAUUACAGUUUUUAUUGUCAUCGUUGAAGGAUUUAAUUAAUCUCGACAGGUUGAGAUUGAGAUUUUCAUCUAAUUUUCUAAGAAGCAAAAGAGAAGAUGUUGAAGUUCUUGUCAAAGGUGAAGAUCCAGUUCAAUGCUCUAGACCCACGAACAGCUUCAUGUAUGGAGUUUUUGGCUCAGUGUAAUGCCCCUAAAGCCAAAGAAUCGAACCCAAGUUGUCAAGUACAGGUCAAGCGCCGCACCGAUGACCAACCACCUCAAAUCACUGUCACCUUCGUAAACGGAGUCGAACAAACCUAUGAUGCCACUUCUACACCUGCACAGGACAUUCGUAAGAUGAUUCUUGAAAAGGGUCAGUAUCUUGAGACUGAACAAAUGUUCCGUGAAGCUGGUGAGAAGUGGCCUGUUAUUGUUCCUGAUGAAGAGCUCCAACAACCAUUUCUUGGUAUAAAGCCAAAGAAGGCAGAAGAGAAGAAGCAGUGAUCACAACUGCACACACUUAGCUUGUUGGGGGCAUUUUCUCAGAAUCAGAUCAACUGCGACAUUACAAAGUUCUAAUUCAGUGAGAUGGAUCUUCAAAUAAGGGCAAAGCUAUCUAUCUUUUCUUGUUGGAUGUAUGUUAACAAGAAUAUUAGAUUUGUACUAGGAUCGUGAACAUGCUGCCAUUGUGUUGUGAGACUGUAAAAUGCCUCUCCAAAUUCUCAUGUCUUCUACCCUUCUCCCUGCAAAAAGAAUAAGAUAUCCUUCGUAAUGAUUUGAUUUCAUUUUGGGAUUGACUCUGCUAAUACUGUAUCCAUAACCAGUGUGUGGGUACUCAAGGGUCCUCUUUAAGUUUACCAGGCAGUUGAGUUUAGUAGCUUUGUUGAUAAGCAAGCAGUUUUCUUUGAAGUGCCAGUCACUGUUUUAUGGUGU